GUUUCAGAUAUUGUAUUUUAUACGAUUAAUAUUACGAUUUCAUAACGUGAAUUUAGACACAGUUUUGUAUCGAUAUUUAUGUAGAUGUCCAUAACCGCGCAAUAUAAGAACCGGAAAUAUGAUAUGCAAGUGUUACUUAAAUUAAUUUUGACAUACAAUAUUUACGUCGGAUUCGUAAUUUAUGAAGUAUUAAGUUUUCCGAAAUCCUGUACCGUAUUUGCGAUUAAUGCCCCAAAUUAUAAACGUAACGUAUCGAUUGCCGAUUCGAAUAAUGAAUUCAAGAGCAAUGAAAGACGCUAUUAUUCGGACAUUUAUUCGCAAUUCGUGUCACCGCUCCAUUCGGCUCCAUUCACAACGGGUAAACCCAAGGUAGACAUUGCUAGACAAAUCAGAACAUUGACCCCACUGGAUCGUCAUUGGAAAAGAAGCACAGAGAGAAAUUUCCGUCUGUACUUUCAAACCAGCUCCGAUUUGAUCUACGGGCGAAAGUUGCUUGGUUAUGAGCGAGACUUUUCUGGAAGUCACCCUACAAGACGUGGUAGAUCUAACGGGAAGAUACAUCGCGAAAUUACCCCGACGAGAACGUCGGGUCUAAUGAAGAGGAAGCGCAAUGUCAUCGCACAGGACAUCGACUCGAGCGAUGACGAUAUAGAUUCGGCGGCCUGGGACAAUUGGAGCAUUUGGAGCGCGUGCAGCGUGUCUUGCGGGCAAGGACGACAGGUCCGUUGGCGUCACUGCUCGUCCGCAGAUUGCAUCGAAGGUCUCAAGAAGGCACAGUUGAGGAGCUGCCAUCUCAAGGAUUGCAGUACCAAAGGCUUCCUCGGCUGGCUCGGGAUAAAAUCGUGAUCUGUUUGCGACUUGCGAAAGCGAUCGUCUCCUCGACAUCAUUAUGUAGAAAGUGCUAAGCGGGGUCUCGAGCACAAACAAAAAAUAUCGUUACUUUGUAAGCUAUCACGGAAAGAGUUUCUAUUACUCUCUUCCGGAGUAAAAUUGUCCUGAUGUGACAAUAAGAAGGAUGCGAGAAUGUAGGCGUGUAGCCAAUGGAUUUUUCCAUUAUUUUCUUCGAUGAUAUUUUUGCGAGUUGCACUGUGUUGCAAUUCUGCAUUUCAAAAUCUGAAUUUUGAAAAAUAAAUUUAAAGAUGAAAUAUGCA
This is a messenger RNA of Wasmannia auropunctata (little fire ant), 1151 nucleotides long. RefSeq lists its product as uncharacterized. The transcript is spliced from 4 exons. NCBI's taxonomy places the organism in Eukaryota, Metazoa, Arthropoda, Insecta, Hymenoptera, Formicidae. The record is from RefSeq and is a predicted model, not a curated record. Bases 85 to 846 code for a protein of 253 amino acids.